UAGCGCCUCAGAAGGUCCGAAGUGCUCGAUGUGUUUGCUAACAAUUAUGAUACUUAAAGAAUCUCUGAGCUGGGAAGAAUUUAGAGUUCACCCUAGUAUAUCUAUCACUCCUCUACCAAGUAUUUAGAGAGAAGUCUCGUUUCCUGAAUAAAGAUGACUAGGCACACAAUCGCGCAGAAUGCAGUUCUGUGUGGGUGCAAAUAAAGACUAACAAGGCUCAAGUCUUAACCAGUACGUUCUACUGCCUCCUUGGAUAAAGGACAAUCGACGCGGAGAAGCGAAGGGACAAAUCGCUGCCCGCUCCUCUCCUCUCCUAAGUUUCCCCCCGCCCAGGUAUGGGGCUCCACGCUAACGCACUUGGGGACUCUCUCCGCCCCCCUCUCCUCGGCCCCUCGUUCCCGUCAUCCUCUGGGCUCUCCUCUUCCUCUGGCCGAAAUCCCGCGUGGGCUCUUCUCGGCGCUGGUCGCUAGGUGAUUACCGAGGGCGCUCGGAAGUCUCGCGAGGAUGGUCCCGUUGCUCAGGAAACGGAGGGCCUCACCUCUCGGUGAAGGGCGUGGCUGGAGCUGUUGAACUACCCCAGCGUUCCUUCCAGACGCUGGAGCCUAGGUGUCUCGGGCGGAACGGCUGCGCCCCCCAGGGACGGGACGACUGGCCUGGGCGGAGGACUCGGGGCGGGGGCGAGGGCCCGGCCGAGGCGGCCCAGAAGGAAGAGACUUCGCAGACGGGCCGCCCCCUGCGGGAAGUGAGCGCGCGUGGAAAGACCGCGCGUCCCAAAAAAUGAGCUCCUCCCCACACUGCCUGGUCCAGAAGUGAGCGUGGGAGGCACACCUUGCAGACACAACUUGGGGCUUAAAAGUCCUUCCCACUGAGAAAGUCACCUGGCCUGUCCGCAGACCCGCCCUGCGUGGCUGGGCGUGGAAACGCCUGCUUUUGCCUCGUCUGCUUCAGCCGUGGAAGACACAGGAAGCGCCCAUUAGAUAAUCUGUGUGUGUGUGUGUGUGUGUGUGGCUUUCCUGAAGUUCAGGUUUCACUACUCAGCCUACCUACAUGAUAAAAGAAAUUUCAAGCCAGAUAUUGCCAGAAAUGUCAGAAGAUUCAGAAAAGGAAGACUAUUCAGACAGAACGAUCAGUGAUGAAGAUGAAUCAGAUGAGGAUAACUUCAUGAAAUUUGUAAGCGAAGAUAUCCACCAGUGUGCACUUUUAACAGUCUUUCAAGAUACCUACUAUUCUCAGUUUGCGAACUCUGCUGGUGACCCAUUUUUCCCCCGGACUACCCAGAUACUGUUGGAAUAUCAACUAGGGAGAUGGGUGCCACGCCUUCGUGAACCACGAGAUUUGUAUGGUGUUUCUUCUUCUGGUCCACUGAGUCCAACACGGUGGCCGUACCACUGUGAGGUCAUUGAUGAAAAAGUCCAGCAUAUUGAUUGGACUCCUUCUUAUCCUGAGCCAGUGUACAUCCCAACAGGUCUAGAGAUAGAACCUCUUUAUCCAAACUACAAGGAAGAUACUGUAGUUUAUCUAGCUGAAGAUGCUUACAAGGAGCCCUGUUUUGUGUAUUCCCGAGUAGGGGGCAACCGAACACCCCUGAAGCAACCUGUGGAUAACUAUGACAAUACUUUGAUGUUUGAAGCAAGGUUUGAGAGUGGAAAUCUACAGAAGGUAGUCAAAGUGGCAGAAUAUGAAUACCAGUUGACUGUGCGCCCUGACCUCUUCACAAAUAAACACACCCAGUGGUACUAUUUCCAAGUCACUAAUACUCAAGCAGGAAUCGUCUAUAGAUUCACUAUAAUCAAUUUCACUAAGCCUGCUAGUCUUUACAGUCGGGGUAUGCGCCCACUGUUUUAUUCUGAAAAAGAGGCCAAGGCUCAUAAUAUUGGCUGGCAGAGAAUAGGAGACCAAAUCAAAUAUUAUAGGAACAACCAGGGACAAGAGGGGCGCCAUUAUUUCUCUCUUACAUGGACGUUUCAAUUUCCACACAACAAAGAUACCUGCUACUUUGCUCACUGCUAUCCGUAUACUUACACCAACCUGCAAGAAUACUUGUCUAGUAUCAAUAAUGACUCAGUACGGUCAAAGUUUUGUAAAAUACGUGUCCUGUGCCACACAAUUGCUAGAAACAUGGUGUAUGUUUUAACGAUCACUACUCCUUUGAAGAAUGCUGACUCAAGAAAGCGAAAGGCUGUGAUUUUGACUGCAAGGGUACAUCCAGGGGAAACCAACAGCUCUUGGAUCAUGAAAGGCUUCCUAGAUUAUAUUUUAGGAGACUCAAGUGAUGCACAGUUGCUUCGGGACACUUUCAUCUUCAAGGUGGUACCUAUGCUGAAUCCAGAUGGUGUGAUAGUGGGAAAUUAUCGUUGUUCCUUAGCUGGACAAGAUUUAAACCGUAACUAUACAUCUGUCCUAAAGGAAUCAUUUCCUUCUGUUUGGUAUACCCGGAACAUGAUCCGUAGAUUAAUGGAGAAACGAGAGGUUAUUUUAUAUUGUGACCUUCAUGGCCAUAGUAGGAAAGAGAACAUCUUCAUGUAUGGUUGUGACAGUAGUGAGAGAUGUAAAGCAUUAUACUUACAACAACAAAUCUUUCCACUUAUGCUGAGCAAAAAUUGUCCAGAUAAAUUUUCAUUCUCAGCUUGCAAGUUUAAUGUUCAGAAGAGCAAAGAGGGAACAGGAAGGGUGGUAAUGUGGAAAAUGGGAAUCAAGAACAGCUUCACCAUGGAGGCUACUUUUUGUGGAUCUACCCUGGGUAAUAAACGAGGUACUCAUUUCAACACAAAAGACUUGGAGUCGAUGGGGUAUCAUUUUUGUGAUUCUCUUUUGGACUAUUGUGACCCAGACCGAACCAAGUACUAUCAGUGCCUGAAAGAAUUGGAAGAGAUGGAAAAACAUAUAAAUUUGGAAAAAGUCCUUGAGGAUUCAGAUACUUCUCUGAAAGAAAUUGCAUUGGAUCUAGAGUCUAGUAGCCGAGGCUCUGACAGUUCAGAAUCCAAUGAGUCUCAGACUUACCUUCUCAAAUUAACUUCUCAGCUAAAAAACAAGAAAAAACACUUGAAAACAAAGAAGGAAAGAAAUUCUACCAUAGCAAGUAAUCAAAACACCAGAGAAGAACCAGAGGUUUGUGAUAAAGGACAUUUAGUGCAAAGACACAAACAAUCAAAUUCUGAUGUGAAAGCUACAAACCCUGAUGUAUCAGAUGACAGUAUAUUUGAUUAUUUCAGAAGACCAUUCCCUAAUCAAGGUUUAGUGAAAAUACCCGCACGAGCUCCUUCUUGGCUUCUAAAAAGAUAUGUAAGCCCCCAAAAUAAGAUUCACAGGCUCAGCAAAGACCAACAAAGACAAUUGGUAGAAACUGGUGAGAAGUCAAUCCAGGAAAUAAUUCAGCCCAAGAGCACUGAUUUGUAUGGAAACUGUUUCAAAGUGACAUCCUUCAAGUGUCCUAUGAGCACACAAAUUCCCAGUUGGACUGAGAAGACAAGGAUCCCAAGAGGAGAUCUGCAUCACAACUUGAAAAGAAAAAUGAAAGAAUGUACUUCUUUCCAAAGCAAGAAGACUGGCAUAAAUUGGACAGAUGAUGAGAAAAGAAUCUACAGGGAUAAAAGAAUAGCUCAAACUCAAGAAAUACUGCAGUAUUUGCUCCCUAUCAUGGAAAGCACUAAAAUUGUGCAAAACCCCCAGAUAAAACAGAUACUCAAUCCAAGAACCAACUUCCAAAUUCAACAUCAAUUAAAGCCAGCUACUUUCAUAAAUAUAAAGAGAUACACCACAUCCUGGACACAACCCAGAAAUCCCCGUUUUACAAGCCAAAGUAACCUUGUGGUAAGCUCUUCAGAGUGGCUCCAGUCUGUGUCCCAGCGGUCAUUUGAAAGUUUGUCACCUCUCAAGGUGCCCAAGAAGAAGAAAAAACACUCUCAAAUCAAGGCCACAAAGACUCAAGAUGUGAAACCUCUCAGCAGCAAAUGGGAGACUGCUCCCUCAAGUUUUGAGAAGGAUGCAGAUAUCAAAGGAAAGAGUCUUCAAGCUGAAGGAUCCAGUGACCAAAACUCUAAGCAAAUAGCUCCACAUCUAACUAGGAAUAGGGAUGAGCAACCAAAUAGGAAUUAUGGACAACCUACUUCCAUUUGAAGUUCCAAGGGGACAAAUAAUUUAGCUUUAUGCUACUCUGAAAACUGUGGAUGAAAAAUAACAUGCUUACAUAGUAAAAAGAAAAGGAAAAGAAAGAAAAAUGAGAAAGCCCUCCCCACCCCUCUAUCUCUAUCCCUCCCCUUACACAUACAUAUACUAAACUACAAAUUCUAGAUAACUCUUCUUUAGUGGGAACAUCUUUUAGAGAUUUAAAAAGAAAUCCAAAGAAAAUACAGAAAAUUUAGAAUUACUUAUUUAUAUAUAAUUUUUGUCAAGAUGGAAAAAAAUCUAUGAACUUUUGAAUUCUCCUAAAACAACUUAUGCAUAAAACUCAAGGAAGGAAUGGCAUAUACUAUGACUUUAACAUCCCUACAAGGCACCUUAAUGAAUCAGCAAACAUCAUUUCUUGAUUUUCUGUUAUGUCUCUAGUGUGCUGGAAACCACCAAUGAUAUAAAAGACAUUUAUCCCCACUGGAAGGUUAUUGUAUAAUUGUACAUAUAAAACAUACAUGACUAACAUAAUUAUAGAAUAAGAUAGUACAUAGUGAAGUGCUAAGUUGUACAUCUCCAAUAAUUAAAAUACUAUAUGUUAAAGGAUGUUAAGUACACAGAGCAAAAGUGUGUCACAAAAUAACACUGAAAUGCAUAGAUUAUGGUUCAUAAUAGUUUUACUUCUCAAAGUAUAGCAAAAAUGUAAAAGAUUAGAUGUGCAGUUUCCUUUAGAGUGGACAAAUGUACAUCUCCAGCCAUUCAUUCAUGGGAAAGCAAGUGGAGCAUCUCACAAGUUUAUCUUUCAUAAGACAGUGAGCACUGGUGGGAUUCCUUGAGGACACUACAGAGAAACAGAUAGGUCGGGCAAAUAAUAAAGAUGGAUGUGAUAGUGAGAAAACAAGAGCCACAGGUCACCAACGGUGUCCAUUACAGGGUAAGGUAAGCAGAAUGAGGAUCUGGUAGGUGAGAUACAUAAAAGUUACAAGCUACAAACCUAGCUCAUGGUAGCAAGCCCAAACUAGGAAAAUCUAAAGUUGGGUAGUCUACUCUCAACAAUAAUGCCAAUAGCCAAAGGUUCAAGGAAAGCUCACUGGGAUAUUAGAAGAGUAGCUACUAUGUUUUUGUUUUAUUUUUAUUUUUGUUUUGAAUUUUUAGAGAAGGUUCACAGCAAUACUGAGCUGAAAGUACAGAGAUAUCCCAUAAACUUCUUGACCCCCACACAUAUAUAGCCUCCCCAUUAUCUCCAUUGUCCACCAUUUGUUACAGUUGAUCAACCUACAGUGAUAAAUCACUACCAUCCAAAGUCCCUAGUUUACCUUAGAGUUUUACCUGGGUGUUGUAUAUUCUAUGGAUUUUAACAAGUGUCUAAUAAAGUAUAUCCACCAUUACAGUA
This is a messenger RNA of Leopardus geoffroyi (Geoffroy's cat), 5500 nucleotides long. It is a transcript of the gene AGBL3, whose product is annotated as AGBL carboxypeptidase 3. The transcript has 20 exons. Gene Ontology annotation, molecular function: zinc ion binding; metallocarboxypeptidase activity. The record is from RefSeq and is a predicted model, not a curated record. The coding region runs from base 1048 to 4116 and encodes 1022 amino acids. NCBI's taxonomy places the organism in Eukaryota, Metazoa, Chordata, Mammalia, Carnivora, Felidae. Gene Ontology annotation, biological process: proteolysis.